AUGGGAUCUGCAGAGAAGAAGUACGACUUUAUUGUCGUUGGAGGUGGACCAGCCGGCUGCACUCUAGCCGCCUGUCUCGCGAAAUCAGUCCAAAGACCCCAAGUCCUCCUCCUCGAAGCCGGCGGACGCAAUGACGAUCGACGCCUGCGCGUCGACGGAAAGCGCUGGACAACCUACAAGGAGGAGCAGGGCCUAAACUGGGGCUACAAGACCACACCCCAGGAACACUGCAACGGCCGCGAACUGGACUACUCCCGUGGCAAGGGACUAGGAGGCGGAUCAGCGAUUAAUUUCGGAGUGUUCACCGUGGGCGCAAAGGACGACUAUGACGAAUGGGCCGCGGAAAUCGACGAUGAGACUUUUGGCUGGAAGCAGAUGCAGGCGCGGUUCAAGAACCUGGAAACCUUCAAUGGUACCAUUGUUCGUCCUGAGCAUCAGAAGUAUGCCAACACCGUUGCAGCUGACCAUGGUCAGACUGGUGGUUUGCGCAUUGGAUAUGCUGAGAACUGGGAGGAUGAUCUGUCGACUGUCCUCGACGCUUUUGAGGAAGCUGGGUAUCAGCGCAAUUUCGAUCAUAAUUCUGGGAACCCCCUUGGUAUGGCGCUUACUAUCAACUCUGCUGGGCAGGGGAAGCGUACUACUGCUGCUGAUCUACUUGUUGAUGCGCCUGGUAAUCUAUCGAUUGUCACGGACAGCCCCGUACAGCGGGUGAUAUUGGAUGGAAAGACGGCUGUUGGUGUUGAUACCGGCAACAAGAAGUACUUCGCAUCCCGAGAUGUAAUCCUCUCCGCCGGAUCCCUAGACACACCCAAAAUCCUCAUGCACUCGGGAAUCGGCCCAGCGAACGACCUCAACAAAUACAACAUCCCAGUAAUCCAAGACCUCCCAGCCCUAGGAAAAGGCCUACGAGACCACUACUUUGUACCCCUAAUCCUAGCCCGCAAACCAGAAACAACAGACCGAAACACCUUCUUCCUAAACCCCACCGCAAUGGAAAGCGCCAUGAAACAAUGGGAAGAAACAAACACAGGUCAAUGGACCCGCUACGGCUGCCAACUAGGCACAGGCUGGUUCAAAUCUGACCGGAUAACCGGCUCCCCCGAAUUCGCCGCCCUACCGCAAGACGUACAGGAUUUCAUGAAUCGCGACACAAUUCCCCACUACGAAAUGCUCACCCACAUCCCUAUGCACUUCUUCGCGCCGGACAUGUUCAAGGAUGAUUACAGCUACGUCGGUCUAGCCGCAUUCAUGAUGAACGCACAAUCCCGCGGCGAGGUAACGCUCCAAUCCUCCGACCCUAAUACGCCCCUCCUAUUCAACCCCCGCUUCCUGGGAGACCCCUUCGACCGGCGCGCAUGCAUUGAGAUUUAUCGGCACUUGCUGGAAGUAUCGCGGGCACCGACGUUCGCAAAGGAUACGGUGUCGACGCUUAUUGGGCCGGCGUCUGACUCAGAUGAGGAUAUUUUGACAUUCUGGAAGGAUUUCUUGUCGUCAAGUUGGCAUAUGACUGGGACUGCUAAGAUGGGUAGGACUGGUGAUAAGGAGGCUGUUGUGGAUCGCAGCUUUAAGGUUAUGGGUGUGCAGGGAUUGCGCGUUGCUGAUAUGAGUGUUGUUCCUGUUUUGACUAAUAAUCAUACGCAGGCUACGGCUUAUGUUACUGGGGCUACUGCUGCUGAUGUUUUGGCUAGGGAGUAUGGGCUUGAUCAGUAA
Penicillium canescens is the source of this 1710-nucleotide messenger RNA. RefSeq names its product GMC family oxidoreductase. Gene Ontology annotation, molecular function: flavin adenine dinucleotide binding; cellulase activity; oxidoreductase activity, acting on CH-OH group of donors. The record is from RefSeq and is a predicted model, not a curated record. Gene Ontology annotation, biological process: cellulose catabolic process. The transcript is spliced from 3 exons. Bases 1 to 1710 code for a protein of 569 amino acids. NCBI's taxonomy places the organism in Eukaryota, Fungi, Ascomycota, Eurotiomycetes, Eurotiales, Aspergillaceae.